Molecule: messenger RNA, 291 nt
Organism: Fusarium verticillioides 7600
Lineage: Eukaryota; Fungi; Ascomycota; Sordariomycetes; Hypocreales; Nectriaceae
Exons: 3
Coding region: 1-291 (96 amino acids)
Source: RefSeq, a predicted model, not a curated record
AUGUUUGUCCCGUUCACCAAUAUUGCUCGAGGCCUCGAGUUUUUCGCUGCGCUUGGUUACGUGGCUGCGACAGACCCCAAGCCCAUCGCCCAAGCACCACUCAGACUUAAGGCUCACGACAGCGAGCUUCGUAGCGAGCUUCGUAGACUCUCAGAACGCCUUGCCGAACUUGAAAAUAAGGAGUCAAAGAACAUCACAAAGUUGACAAUGAUCACAUCGAGUGAUUCCAUUCCUACGCAAAAGGGCGUGACCCAUCAAGACGAGACUCCUCGGAACAAAGAGAAGUCCUGA